This is a messenger RNA of Metarhizium brunneum ARSEF 3297, 1752 nucleotides long. NCBI's taxonomy places the organism in Eukaryota, Fungi, Ascomycota, Sordariomycetes, Hypocreales, Clavicipitaceae. The record is from RefSeq and is a predicted model, not a curated record.
AUGCCAGAAUUGCAGGCGACGAAAGGCCAAGGCGAGUCGUGUACUUAUGAGCUUGAAAGGGGUAAGGCAUUGACUAGCGUGCUCAAGCAGAAGCGAGACGACUUGAUGAGUGAGAAUGACCAGUACAGGGAGCUAUUUCAGCUGUUAUGUACUAAGCCCUGGGAUGAGGCGUUGGAAUUGUUUCGUCACAUCAGAGAGUCUGGCGAACCCUUCAUUCUCUUUGAAGCUGUGAGACAAGCUGAGGUGCUGUUCCCGAACCCUUCACCGUCCGAGACUUACGGCAAUUAUCAGCUGGAACGGCUGGAUCGCCUGGCUCUGGAUGGGAGCAUUAUCAAGGUUCCAGCUCGACCGUGGACGAUUGUUGCGGGCGACGGGCUUGUGUCUGAGCUCAUCACAAAUCUGUUUCAUUUCAAUGGUACCUAUCUUCUCCCUGUUCUCGAAAAAGACGUCUUUAUCGAGGAUAUGAAGUCUGGACAUGUAAUUGGUUCUAGAUAUUGCACACCGUUCCUAGUCAAUGCCAUCUGUGCGGUUGAAAGUAACUUUUCUGAGAGAGCAAAGCAAUUUGGAGUCAUUGCGAAACAAAACCUCUCAGAUCGCUUUUUUGAAGAGGCCAAGGGGCUAUAUGAACGGGAACAAGGUUGUGCGUCGAUCCCCAACAUCGUCGCCCUCGUCCUUAUGUACCUCACGAUGGCCAUCAAAGGUAGAGACAAGAUAUCCCGAAUAUAUCUUUACACGGCGUAUGCUCUGCUCAGCAGGCUGUCGUUGGAGGAGAAGUUUCAGGCCCUUGAGAGCAGACCUGGUAGCCAAAAGGAGAAGUGUAUCAUUAGCCGCGUGCUUUGGGGUUUGUACAUUAUGGAAAGUCGAAUUGCCUUUUACUAUUCCCAUCCGUCCAUUUUACCCGCGCCAAAGGUGCCUAAACCGCCCGACGAAUUUGGUACUGCCAACAUGGAUGUUUUGGGCCGUUUGUAUGACGAAGCCACCAGUGCUGUCCCCUUGGUUCCGGGAAUCAAUACCAUAAAUUGUAAUUUAACUGAGCUCUGGAAUGAACUGAUGCAGUACGUCUGCGAAGGCGCCAUCACCGGAAGUGAUAGCGACUUGCGUAUCCGCAAGAGCUUCUACUGUAGGUUGUUGGCUUAUGUAGCUCAACUACCGCCCAGGUUUCACUGUUGGAGCAACAUGACACCGGAAACAUGUAUGAAAAGAAUGCACGAAACGGAAAUCAUCUUCACCAUUCUUCGCGACGUGCCCCUCGACACACCGUUUCACAACCUCUACGAUCUCCCUGGGACAACUGUCAGAGACAUAUUACGCAAACGCUGCAUCGCCGACGUGGAGCUCAUAGGGGUCUACAUGAACAAAUGGCAAUCCCUGGGUGGUCUUGCAUAUCGCCACAUACACCUUUGCAUGUACGCCCUCAUCCCGCUCCUGGAUGAUUCGGCCACUCAUCCGGCCUUCUCAACAGCCUGUAUGAUUGCCCAGCAGGGCAUUAACCGCAUGAAGGUCUUGGGGUACCUGCUGCAGGGCAUACAAGCGUUUGCAUGGGCCAUGGGGAAGACCAUUCCCGAGUCUGCGCGGCGGUACCUCCACGGCUGGGGUGUGGAAGCCAUAGAGCCAGACUUGCCCGUGUCGUUUGUGCUUCCGCAGCCAGACAAUGUCAAGGAAGCUCUUGCGAGGAAUUCGGGGCCGCUUUUGGAGGAAGUGGAGGGCCAGCUUGGCUCGUUGAUUGAGCUGUGGGCGAGGCUGGGGCAAUAG